UGUUGUGCUGUACACCUCUUUGCCAGGAAACGGGCGCCGGAAAGUUCUCAAACAAGAUUACGUUUGUUAGGGCGGUAACGGCCUGCAUGGAUUGGGGAGGGGCGGUGGGAGAAGCGGACUGCUCUGAACCAUGGUAAUGAACUGUGGGUCGGCCUGUGAAGAGGCCCAGCUUUGCGGCACUGCCGUGCGAGCCUGCGCCGGGAGGCGGUUGUGUGACAGGUCGAAAACUACAUUUCCUAGCAUCCUCACGGUACCAGAACUACCUUACCCAAGAGCCUGAGCGCGAUUCAUCCAGCCUUUCGCCCUCCCCGGCCAGCUGGAAAACCGAGAACAUGUGGGGUCGCUGGGUUUGGCGGCUCCUGCGUUCUGAGGGCAGCGGGGGCCGCCGGGUUUCAACUCCUCGCGGGCUUUUUUCCCCGGCCCUGCGGAGAGUUUCUGCCACCAGUGUUGAUGUCCCCUGGGUGAGCCACAGCCACCACUGCUACCACCACCCCACCUCUCCAAUGGACUCUCCAAGACCAGCAGACUUCUUCACCACCACAACCAAGGAAGGAUAUGAUAUGAGGCGAGUGGACAUAACUCCUUUAGAACAAAGGAAAUUAACUUUUGAUACCCAUGCAUUGGUUCAGGACUUGGAAACUCAUGGUGAGAAACAUGGGUCCCUCAUGAAGGAGAAUAUCAGUAGCACUCAUAACAAAUUACCUAGUCAAGACAGUGUCAACAUUGUGAACAGAUUCGACAAAGCACAAGCAGAAACAAUUGUAUCAGCAUUAACCACUUUAUCAAAUGUCAGCCUGGAUACUAUCUAUAAGGAGAUGGUCACUCAAGCUCAACAGGAAGUAACAGUACAACAGUUAAUGGCUCAUUUGGACUCCAUCAGGAAAGACAUGGUCAUCCUAGAGAAAAGUGAAUUUGCAAAUCUGAGAGCAGAGAACCAGAAAAUGAAAAUUGAAUUAGAACAAGUUAAGCAACAACUGAUAAAUGAAACCAGUCGAAUCAGAGCAGAUAAUAAACUGGAUAUCAACCUAGAAAGGAGCAGAGUAACAGAUAUGAUCAAGAAAAGAAACUUAUGGAAGCAACCACAGAAUUUACCAAAAAUGAUACCAAAACCAGAGGUAUUAUUUCAGAGACUGGUAACAAAAUUGACACUGAAAUUGCUUCUUUAAAAACCCUAAUGGAGUCUAACAAACUUGAGACAAUUCGUUACCUUGCAGCCUCUGUGUUUACUUGCCUGGCAAUAGCAUUGGGAUUUUAUAGACUCUGGAAAUAACAGUGAAACUACUAUGUUAUGCUCCUACUCCUGCUGCUGUUGACUUCUUAGAACAAACACUAUGCCAGGAUGGAUUUACUUUGAACACUGAAAGUUGCAGUAGAAACUUAGUAUGAGAUUAUUUAAAGUACAUAUGGACUAAAGGAAAUGUUUUAGAAUGGGAAGGUGUAUUUGGUCUUUGUUUUUUAUAUAUGUCUUUAUUAUAUUGAAAAGAUGCUAUUCAAAACCUGACUGAUUUGAGAUAGGCCUUUCGUCUUUAUCCUUUUGAUAGCUCAUAGAAACUGAACCAGAGUUUUCUAGUUUGCUUGAACAACUGUAAAUCACACAGAAUUUCUUUGGUAUGUACUGUAAAUUUGUUUAGUUAUAAAUAGGAAAUCACAGAGCAGUCAAAAGACUGACCUUGUAUGGUCCAGUGAGUAAGAAUCAGAGGCUCUCCAACUAAAUUUUUUUCAAAGAUCUAACAGCUAGGUUGUUUUCAAAACAAAACUUUCUGUAUUUUAACAUUAUCUUGUAUUUUCAUUCAAAAUAUCUCAGAAUCCUCUCACCUAAGAAAAUUCUUGGCCACUGUAGAUAAAUUUGUAUUAGAUUAUUAAAUAAAGACCAUAUAGGUUCCAUUGUAAUAAACUCUACAGUACAUUUGCUCACUCAAUAAAUAAGAAUGCCUGCUAUGGGCCAGACAGCAUACUGGUACCCAUGUACACAGAGCUGAACAUGGCCUCCUUAUCAUGAAACUGACAGCCUUAGUUGGAGAAGACAGACAGUAAACAGGUAAAUUAUUCAUUUGUUACAAUUUAAAAUAUGCUGAAAUAUUAAGAGGGAAUACUUUCCUCUAUGUGAAGGAAGCUCCAGUAGCAUAACAUUGUAAUCAUUCUUCCUUCAACCACCCUGCCCCAGGUGAUUAAGUGAGGUGAAAUGAGAAACAAGGCCCACGUAGCCCAGCCACUUCUCCCCAUUCCUGUUUGGGAUCAGCCUGUUUUACAGAGAGCAUUCGUUCUGUUUGCUCUUGGGGGAUCAAGUUCACCUCUUCAGGGUGAGGCCUGCUGUAGUACAGUGAUACUUGAGACAAGGUAAGUCUGUCUGUCCAAUUUGGGGAUCAGUGAUAAGCUUACUGGACUGAAGAUACUAACAGUAUUCUCCAGUAUCAGUUUAAUCAGUAAAUAAAGGUAUUAUUUAGGUCCUUACAUCAGUUCAUUUUUUUUUUGAGUUUAUUUUUGUAUAUGGUGUUAGAGAAUGUUCUCAUUUCAUUCUUUUACAUGUAGCUGUCCAGUUUUCCCAGCACCACUUAUCGAAGACUGUCUUUUCUCCAUGGUAUAUUCUUGCCUCCUCUGUCAAAGAUUAAUUGACCAUAGGUACGUGAGUUUAUUUCUCAGCUCUCUUUUCUGUUCCAUGGAUCCAGAUGUCUGUUUUUGUGCUAAUACCACACUCUUUUGAUUACUGUAGCUUUGUAGUAUUGUGUGAAGUCUGUGAGGGUUAUGCCUCCAGGUUUGUUCUUUUUCCUCAGAAUUGCUUUGGCAGUUCUGGGUUUUGUUUUGUUUUGUUUUGGUUCCAUAUAAAUUUUAGGAUUGUUUGUCCUAAUUCUGUGAAAAAUGUCAUGGGUUGUGGUCAGAAGAGAUGUUUGAAAUAGCUUCCAUCCUCUUAAAUUAGUUCAGGCUUAUUUUGUGUCGUAGUAUGUAGUCUAUCCUAGAGAAUGUUCCAUGUGUGCUUGAAAAGAAUGUGUAAUACCACUUUUUUUUGAUGUUAUGCCCUGAAGAUAUCAAUUAAGUCUAACUGUUCUAUUUUGUCAUUUAGGAUCUCUAUUGCCUUAUUGAUUUUCUGUCUCGAAGAUCUGUCCAUUGAUAACAGUGCAGCGUUAAAGUCUCCUACUAUUAUCAUAGUUCUGUCAAUUUCUCCCUUUAUGUCUGGUAGUAUUUAUGUAUUUAGGUGCUCCUAUAUUGGGUGUAUAUAUGUUAAUGAAUGUACUGUCCUCUUCUUGUAUUGAUCCUCUUAUCAUUUUAUAGUGUCCUUCUUUAUGGCCUUUGUUUUUUAAAGUCUAUUCUGUCUUAUAUGAAUAUUGACCCACGCUUUCUUAUCUCCAUUUGUGUGAAAUAUCUUUUUCUACCCCCUCAUUUUCAGUCUAUGUGUAUCCUUUGCUCUAAAGUGGGUGUAUAUUUAUGGCCAUUUUAAACCUUGUUUUCCAGUUGAUUUUGUAUUUCUUCUUUGUUCCUUUCUUUGUAUUUCCUUUUGUGGCUUGAGGUUUUCUUUUGUAUUAUACUUGAGUAUCUUUCUUUUGGGUUUUUGUGAAUCUGUUGUAUGUUUUUGAUUUGUGGUUACCCUGCUUUUCAAGUAUGUUAAACUGUCACUAUAUCGCCUUGCUUUAGACUGGUAGUCACAUAAGCUCAAAUACAUUCUAAAAGAUCUACAUUUCUUACUCUCCUACAUUUUGUGACUUUGAUGUCCUGUUUUACAUCUUCAUGCUUAUCCUUUUCUGUUCAUUGUAGUUAUAAUCACUUUCAUUUUUUGGAUUUUUUUUAACCUGUGUACUAUCUUAUUUAAGGGAUCUUCAAUCCUUUUAUAUAUUUACCUUUCCUAUUGUGAUUUUUUUCUUUCCUAUAUAUUCUUGCUUGCUUUCUAUUUAGAGAAGACCUUUCAAUAUUUCUUUUAAGAUACGUUUAGCAUUGCUGUUUAUUGUUUUAAUUUUUGCUUGUCUGAGAAAUUCUUUCUCUCUCCUUCUAUUCUAAAUGAAAGUCUUGCUGGGUAGAGUAUCCUAGGUUGCAGGCUUUUCCCUUUCAGGACUUAGAAUACAUCUUGCAAUUUCCUUUUGGCCAGCAAAGUUUCUGUAGAGAAAUCAUCUGAUAGCCUUAUGAGGGUUCCCUUAUAACUGACUGUUUUUCACUUGCUGCCUUUAGAAUCCUCUCUUUAACUUUUACCAUUUUAAUUAUGAUAUGUCUUGGAGUAGGCCUGUUUGAGUUCAUCUUGUUUAGUACCCUCUGUGUUUCCUGUACCUGAAUAUCUAUUACCUUCUUUAGGUUUGGGAAGUUUUCAGCCAUAACUUAUUCAAAUACAUUUUCAAUCCCCUUUUCUCUUUCUUCUUCUGGGAACUUAUUAGGCAUAGUAGAUUGGCAUGCUUUAUAUUAUCCCAUAAAUAUCGUAUGUUCUGUCUGCUGUUUUGAUUGGGUGAUUGCCAUUAUUCUAUCUUCCAGAUCACUUAUUUGUUCUGCAUUAUUUAGUUUGCUAUUUAUUGCCUUUAGCUCAGUUUUCAUCUUGGCAAUUGAAUUGUCUAAUUUUGAUUGGCUCCUCUUUCUAGUUUCUAGUUCCUUGUUACAGUGAUCUACAUUUCUAUCAAUAACUGUUCUUAAUUCCUUCAGCAUUUUUAUUACCUCCUUUUAGAACUCAGGGUCUGGUAGACUGGAGAGGUUUGUUUCACUGUUCUUUCAGGGGAUUUCUCUUGUUCUUUCAAUUGGGAGUAAUUCCUUUGCUUCUUUUUUUCUUAUAUUUCUCUGUGAAUUUAGGAGAAGCAGUCAUCUACAGUGGUCUUGAAGGGCUGUUUUUAUGAGGGAACAUUCUGUGUAGCCUGCUUGAAUCCAAUUCUUUGAUGCAAGGACUAUUUUUAGUAUGGAUGCUUGCCACAUCCUUCCUUGGUGUGUGCUGGCCAUUAUCCCCUUGAUAGGGGAUUGUGAUUGGUGGUGUGGUGACCAGAGCCCACACUGGAUAUUGGGCAAGGCCUCCUCUUUGCUCUGUGGAUGUCACAGCCCUAUUGGGGGCAGGAUCUGCUCCCCCGUUGUUUAGUGGAAAUCCCCAGAUCAGGUUCUAAACUGUGGUGUGAAGCAGGCAGGACUGGAGCACUCCCUCUGGGAAAGGAGCUACUGCGUGUUCCUCCUCAGGAGCUGCCUGCUGGGACGUGGGAUUUUGGGAUGCCACUAUAAUAAGUUCAGAGCAUAUGUGCUCACCAAGCCACUGGUGUGUAAACCCACUGGAGCUGCAUCCCCUGAGCCCAAAGACAAUUGGCCGGGGGGCCCUCAGGCACACGUGUGCCAUUACAGUCAGAAAAUUCACCAGAGCAAAGCUGCAUCCCAGCAACCACAGUGGGAUGGCCAGCAAUCAGUUCAGCUUUCAGCCCCACCUCCACAUGCAAACACCCCCACCUCCACAUGCAAACACCCCCAGUUAUGGUCCAGACCACAUUCCAGACCCUUUGGGCUGGGUCCGUGCAACCAAACUGAGUCCUCUCCUUGGGUCUGUCUGCUGAAGCCCAGGUUUCAGCACCCAGUUGCUGCACACACCAGCAGGUGCACAUCUCAGGCUGGGAAGUGCAGUGAUGGGGCCAGGAUCUUCUGCAUUGGUCUCUCAGUGUUGCCACAGACCAACUCCCAUACCCUCCACUCCAGCCUCUGAAGCUCCCUAUCUGUCCUGGCAUACCUCUCAGCCGGUGAAGGAGGUUCCCGGGGUGAGGUAAACAUUCUUCUUUCACAGCUCCCUCCCAAUUCCUCUGCUCUCUUUUCUCUUCAGCCUACCCAGUUACAUGGGGCUCUUUCUUGAAGCUUUGGUUGUAUGAGAUAUGGAAGCAUUCAGUAGGUAUUCUGUGAGAAUUGUUCCACAUGUAUGAGGGUGAGUCAAAAAUUAUCCGCAUUUCCUACCUCACUGGUACAGAGACUAGAGAUGUGUCUUGAGAAAACUGGAGCAAGUACAACCAAACUAUUUCCAAGGUUGGGAUUACUUUAGAGUCACCGGGCUAGAAGGAAAAAGUAAGGCUGUGUCUAGUCCCGAAGAUGAGGGAAAUGUUGGAUUUGGGAAUUCCAGUAGUGGUAAAGAAGAAUGCAGACUCUGAAAUUCCCUUCCUAAGGUUAGAAUCCUAGCUCCAUAUUGCUGUGUGACUCUGGGCGAAUUUCUUAAUCUCCAUGUAUAAAAUUCUCUCUCAUACAGCUGUGGUGAGAAUUAAGCAGUGAUACAUGUAAAGAAUUUGACACAGCUCACACACAUACCCAAUAAAUGUUGA
This is a messenger RNA of Hippopotamus amphibius kiboko, 6242 nucleotides long. RefSeq names its product coiled-coil domain containing 90B (gene CCDC90B). The transcript has 10 exons. Lineage: Eukaryota; Metazoa; Chordata; Mammalia; Artiodactyla; Hippopotamidae. The coding region runs from base 333 to 1166 and encodes 277 amino acids. Gene Ontology annotation, cellular component: mitochondrion. The record is from RefSeq and is a predicted model, not a curated record.